AUGGCUGCAUACUAUGCUGUGGAGGAGGAAAUGGAAGACUGUCACCGCGAAGGACUGUUCCUCGGAAGUGAGCCUUACGAGCAACAGCCGGACGAUGGACAUUUCGAAGUCGAGGAUGAGCCAGUAGAGGAAGAGCAUCUCAAAGAAGAAGACGAAGAGCCGGCAACCCAGGAGCGUGCUCAAGAUAGGUUUUCCGUGGCCACAGACGAAGCUAUCGAAGUCGAAGAACCCGUGGAGAUGAUCUUCCUUGCGAACCUGGGAGAGUUAGUCGUUAAAGGAAAUGAGACAGCACACCUCCUCGAAACAUACGCCAACAUGUCCAGGGAGCUCUCCGAGAGCGUGAAGCCCCACCCGCGCCUGAGCGGACGCUUGGCGGACAGCGCACUCAAUGUCGUCGCUGAAGGCACGCUGGGACACGUCCUCACCAGACACAAGCUCGAAUGGCAUGGACAUAUGAAGACGGCGCUGAAGAAGCUCGAGGAGGAGAAGGACGCCUUGGAGGACAUGAAGGAGAAUCUGAAGCGCAUUGAGGAUAAGAGCAAGUUCCACAGAGAGAUCCUUUGGCCAGCGCUGCGCCGUUCAGGUCGUGCCAUCAAGUGGAUGAAGCGGUUACCGAAGCUGAUGAAGGAUGUGGAGAUCUGCUUGAGGUUGCAGGCCAUGGAGAACGCGAUCGUGAUUGACUGA
This is a messenger RNA of Saxophila tyrrhenica, 684 nucleotides long. RefSeq lists its product as uncharacterized. Lineage: Eukaryota; Fungi; Ascomycota; Dothideomycetes; Mycosphaerellales; Extremaceae. The record is from RefSeq and is a predicted model, not a curated record. The coding region runs from base 1 to 684 and encodes 227 amino acids. The transcript has 2 exons.